Molecule: messenger RNA, 2072 nt
Organism: Choloepus didactylus (southern two-toed sloth)
Lineage: Eukaryota; Metazoa; Chordata; Mammalia; Pilosa; Megalonychidae
Product: low affinity immunoglobulin gamma Fc region receptor III-like
Exons: 5
Coding region: 60-836 (258 amino acids)
Biological process (GO): regulation of immune response; cell surface receptor signaling pathway
Molecular function (GO): transmembrane signaling receptor activity
Source: RefSeq, a predicted model, not a curated record
GUCAGCGAGUUUCCUUUGGGACUCUAGAUAUGUGGUGACAUUCAUUUUCACACAUCAGCAUGUGGCAGCUGCAGCCUCUGACGGUUCUGCUACUUUUAGUUUCAGCUGCUCUGCAGGAUGAUCUCCCAAAGGCUGUGGUGUUCCUAGACCCUCCAUGGGACAGAGUGCUCAGUGAAGACAAUGUGACUCUGAGGUGCCGGGGGACCCACCCUUCUGAGGACAAUUCCACACAGUGGUGGUUCAACGGGAGCCUCAUCUCAAAUCAGGAGCCCAGCUACUUCAUUGCAUCUGCCAGAGCUGAGGACAGUGGAGAAUACAGGUGCCAGACAAACCUCUCCUCACGCAGUGACCCAGUGCAUCUGAAAGUCCACCGUGGCUGGCUGCAGCUCCAGUCCCAUCGGUGGGUAUACCGGGAAGGCGACCGCAUCCAGCUGAGGUGCCACACCUGGAGGAACCAACAGUUACAUAAGGUCACAUAUUUAAAAGAUGGCAAAGGCAUGAUGUUUUUCCAUCAGAAUACUGACUUCUACAUCUCAAAGGCAGCCCACAAUCACAGCGGUUCCUACUUCUGCAGGGGGCUUAUCGGGAAAAACAACGUGUCAUCAGAGAGUGUGAACCUCCUCGUCCAAGCUCCAGCAGUUCCAACCACUCCAGCAGUUCCAACCACUUCACAAUUCUUUCCACCUUGGCACCAAAUUGCUUUCUGCCUGUUGAUGGGACUCCUGUUUGCAGUGGACACAGGCCUGUAUUUCUCCAUGCAGAGGGAAUUCCGAAGCUUAAUGGGGGGACUGAAGAAUCACCAAAUCAAAUGGAGCCGGGACCUUCAGGACAAAUGAGCCUUCAUCCCACAAGGUAACAGGAACAGUGGCAGCAGCAUCUCCUAGCCUUGCUCUGGAUGCACAACCCCAUCAGCCCCAAGAGUCAUCUUUGUGAGCAGCAAGAGAAAUACACCUGAGAGCAUGGGCUGAGGGCUCUUCACCAAACCCUGUAUUUUCUCUUGGUCGCCAAUGAAGAGGAAGGGCCUGUGAUUUUCAGGUGCAAACAGUGAUGCCCCAGUGAGUAACUGCAGUCCCCAAAAUUGAAGUCUCAGAGCUACACAGAUAUGUCCUUUAUCCCAACCAUUCUCUCACUGGAAAGCAACAAUGCAGGCUGAAGAUAGUGACCUUUUAAAUGUAUAAAUAUUGUUCCUAAAUAAGUGAAUAAGUAGAUAAGUAAAUUAAUGGUCGAGGCAGGGCCGGAUAGCCAGUUGGACUGCAUCUGUGGCUCCAAGGCUGGAUGUUUUCAGGGUAUCCAAAACUCCUUCUGGGCAUAGCAUAGGGACUGCUGUAGAUCUAUGGGAGACAGCAGAGCCAAUGUAGAGGAUGACUGAGAAAGGGUAGGGUCAUCAAAGACAGACCAGGGGAGCCCCCCACCAAGGUAAGGCUGCCUUCCUAGACCAUGAGCCAUAGUUGAGGUGACAGGAAAUCACAGUGGUGAGAUAGAAUCAAAUUUUUCAGGGAAGUUUCUGUCAGAAUAGGAAUGGUCUGUGUGUAUAUAAUGAUGAAUUCUCUUAAUGUUGUGAGUAGAAAAACAGUCCUAGGAAGGGAACCAGGUAUUAGGGGGGGAUUUGGAAAAGAAAGCACAGAACAAACCCAUAGGAACAAGAGCAGUGUUGUUUCCCAAGUUAAGCUAGUGAACAGAGCUAUCUCAGUGUCUGAAUUGAGAAAGCAUAACAAGAGUCAACCACAAUUGCACAGGAAGGAAUGGAUAAGGUGUGAAGAUGUUUUUAGGCCAGGGUAGAAAAAAUUAUAGAGAGGAGGGGCAGAGAUUAUAAAACCAGCUUUUCUGCUUCAGCAUCUAAUUUGGGUUUAGCAUUGCUCCCUUCAUUCAUUAAACAAAUGUUCAACAACCAAUACUAAAUGUACCAAAUUCUACUGAAUUAAAUUAUGAAGCUUUGAAAUCCCUCAGCAUGUCAGUAACAGUGGGGUGGAGUUGGGGAAUGCUGUCAUUGCUCUGGAAGAAAACUUAUAGCUAUUGCUUUCUGUUUUAUAAGCUUUAUACAUGUCUUGAUUCCAAUAAAGUGUUUUACAAGA